Messenger RNA from Macrobrachium nipponense, 2526 nucleotides. RefSeq names its product hemicentin-1-like. The record is from RefSeq and is a predicted model, not a curated record. The coding region runs from base 1277 to 2167 and encodes 296 amino acids. Gene Ontology annotation, cellular component: neuron projection membrane. Gene Ontology annotation, biological process: synapse organization. The transcript is spliced from 5 exons. NCBI's taxonomy places the organism in Eukaryota, Metazoa, Arthropoda, Malacostraca, Decapoda, Palaemonidae.
CUUGGUGCCGAGUGGGUCGUCGGCAGCUCUCUGCGCCAGCCAGCUUUUCCGUUCUGUACCGAGGGGGUCCUCCUUCAUUCUGAUUCGCCCAGGGAGCUGAUUCGGCCGAAACGAUAAUGCUGCUUGACAGUUCAUUGCUCUUGACUCUGCGUAUCUGACGUUGGUUUAAGAGAAAUGUUCCUCUUUAAAAGCUAACCAAACUAAGUAUGUCUUAGACCGAAAAAUUUCUCGUUCGAAGAGAGUAGUGUGUUUGUGCAAAACUUGAAAUGUCCCUUGGAAAGUACAAUUGGGAAGGAUGAAUCCGUUUGCGAAGAAUGACUGAGGUCUCGUCGCUGUGAAUAGGACGAUAAUAUAUCAAGAUGAGCUUUGGUUUGCACUUAGAAAUUUUGGGAAAGAGGCAGAUUUUCGUUUGAGCAUUUCUCGAUAAAGGUUCUCUGAGGGAAGAUAAAGUGCAGGGAGAGAGAUUCCCGACGGAGCAAAAUUAACGAGGGAAGAAUUUCCAUCGUGGUCCCUUUUGGUCUGACGAAAUUCCAGAGGACUGGCUGCUCGUUGAUACUUCGCGUGUGUACCCAGAUGGCAUGACAAAGAAUCGUAGAGCAGUUGAUUAAUCUCUAUUCAAAAGAAAGAAAAAAAGAAUUACUAUAUUAAACCAGAUAGUGGCUUUUAUUUUUCUCUACUUGACACUCCGUUGAAUCGCUUCGCAAAUUGUUCAGGCUAAAGUGAACUUGGUUGAAGCUUCAGUUGGCAGAAUCGAUUACAAUAUUUCUGUGCUCUUAACCUCAACUAACUAAGAGGCAGAGAGAGAGAGAGAGAGGUUCCUUGCCUUCUUUUUCUUCCUGCAUGAAUUUAAAUCUCACGGAAAUUUGAAACGGAUUAUACAAGGUGUGGUGAGUAAGACCUUAAAAAGUUAAAUAUUAAUUUCUAAACCUUUACAGCAUUACUCUUGUUUCUUGACUUAUCAGGAGAGUUCCUUGAUAUUGAUAAUGAAGUAGGAAAAUUUCAUACAAAUGUGCAAAAUACGUUGAAAUUAACGUACAAGAAAUACAAGUAUAAAUUUUGUCAAUGUUAAGAAAAACGUAUCGAUAACAUAUUGUUAGAUACCGCAGAAUACAAAAGUAAAAAAAACAAAGCAGGGAAUUGUGAGAAAACAGAAAAUACAGAUUCCAGAAACAUUCAUUCAUUCCUUUCGUGAAGAACGCGGCUCCUCAAGACCGAAGAAGUAACACCUUUGCAUCUUAGGAAGAAAAGACCAGAAAGAGACCAAAGACGGGAAAAAAUGUGGUGUCGAUUUAAGAUCGAAGUUUCUCUCUUGGGAGUCUCUAUCAUCUUGUCUCUUCUGCCUCUCAGCUGCGGAGAGGCCUACGCCCUUCCCCAGAGAGGCGCCGAAGGGAUCCUGGAAAGGGUUCCCCCGUCGCGUCCGGAGCCCAUGUGGGACCAGCCCCUGCUGAAGCCUUACUUCGACAACUCCACCAGAGGAAGCGUCAUUGGAGCCGUGGGCCGAACUGUCUUCCUCCACUGCAGGGUCAAACAUUUAGGAGACAGAGCAGUGACCUGGAUUCGGAAACAAGACGUCCACGUUCUGACAGUCGGUCUGUUUACUUACACGACAGACGACCGGUUCACGGCGCUCCACUCGGAAGGUUCAGAUGACUGGACUCUCCGCAUAUCAUCAGCCCAGGUGUCCGACUCAGGCACUUAUGAGUGCCAGGUCUCUACUGAACCGAAAAUCUCAAGGUCCUUCAAGCUACAAGUGGUCGAGGCCGAGGCUCACAUCAGCGGUCCUCGAGAGAUCCACAUGGUCAGCGGGAGCAACAUCAACCUCACCUGCUCAGUCACGGGAAGUCCGGAGCCUCCCCAGUACAUGUACUGGUUCAGGGGCACAACGCUCAUCAACUACAGCUCAAGGGGGGGAAUCAGCGUCGUCACCGACAAGCACUCGAGGACGUCGCGACUUGUCGUCACCAGGGCCACCAUAGGGGACUCCGGCAACUAUACUUGCGCCCCGGCCAAUGCUGAACCUGCCUCUGUCAGUGUUUACAUUCUGAAUGGCGAGCACCCGGAAGCGAUGCAAGGAGGAGAGAGCACGAGCGUUCACUGCCAGUCCUUCGUGUGUUUGUUGGUUCUCGGCUUCUGCAUCUUCAGAUUCCACGCCCUGACGGCCAGAUAGUCGCUGCGGGCCACAUUCAUGCAUCAUUAUUCAGUUGCAUUGUAGAAAGAAAUAAUAAUAGCGGCAUGAGAAAGGACUGGUAGAAGAGUAAUAUCUACAUCCUCAUGUUCACUGACGAUAGGUUUUGCUAUUGAAGAUCUUUUAGAUAAAGUCCUGUUAUUUUUAUUGGCUUGAAUAAAGUCGAGUAAAGAGUAAAUAAAGGGAAGCUUCGUUUCUCAAUCAUUUUGCAUCGUAUUUUCUUGCAUUUACUUUGUAUAUCUGGAUGUGUUGCUAAAGUAUGUUCGUGUAUACAUUUAUAAAUGUAUGCAGCUGUGUGCCUGAAUAUUAAUGAAUCUUUUUUACAAGUAAUUCUGAUUUCA